CUAGUUUUAAUUUAAUCGCAUUGUGUCUGGUCUAUUUCUUGCUAGAGGUUAGCGGAGUCUGCAGAAGAUGCUGACCUGUACCAUGAAUACAACAGUUCACUGCAGUUUGAUUAUUACAACUCCAUGCUGAUCAACACGAUGGAUGAAGAUGGAAACUCUGUGGAGCUGGGCGGAGAGUUUCCGCUUGAAGAAAACGAACAUUUUAACAACCUGCCUGUGAAUACGCAACAGAGCACCAUCCAGGUUCCCACCAAUGUCUACAACAAAGAUCCCAAAUUGCUUAAUGCCAUCUACAACUCUGAGGCUUUGAAUGAUGUCUACAUUAACAACUUUCUGAGAGAUCCCACACUUACUUGGCAGUACUUUGGCAGUUCCUAUGGCUUUUUUAGAAUCUACCCUGGUAUUAAAUGGACUCCUGACAACAAUGGUGUGGUAGCUUUUGACAGCAGAAACAGAAAUUGGUACAUCCAGGCAGCUACAUCUCCCAAGGAUAUUAUCAUCAUGGUGGAUAUCAGUGGCAGCAUGAAGGGAUUAAAGAUGACCAUAGCCAAACACACCAUUAACACCAUCCUGGACACACUAGGAGAGAAUGAUUUUGUCAAUGUCAUUGCUUACACUGACUAUGUUCGCUAUGUGGAGCCAUGUUUCAGAGGAACAUUGGUGCAGGCUGACUUGGACAACAGGGAGCACUUUAAGCUGCUGGUGGAGGAGUUGCAUGUUAAAGGAGAAGCAAAAAUAAAGAAUGCCAUGAAGGAGUCUUUUAAGAUCCUAAAUGAGGCGAGGAUGAAUGGUCAGGGCAGCAUGUGUAACCAGGCCAUCAUGCUAAUCACAGAUGGAGCCAUGGAGGACUUUGAAUCUGUCUUUGAAGAAUUUAACUGGCCAGAGCGCAGGGUUCGAGUGUUCACCUACCUGAUUGGUAGAGAGAUGACAUUUGCUCAAGCAACCAAGUGGAUCGCUUGCAACAACAAGGGUUACUACACACACAUCUCAACUCUGGCUGACGUUCAGGAGAAUGUCAUGGAAUAUCUGCAUGUGCUCAGUCGACCAAUGGUUAUCAACCACGACCAUGACAUCAUCUGGACAGAAGCCUACAUGGACACAGUGCUUCCCAACACAAAGGAGCUUUUCUACACCAAAGCUCAGAGUUUGCUGCUGAUGACUUCAGUGGCCAUGCCAGUUUUCAGCAAGAAGAAGGAAACACUGUCGCAUGGCAUCCUGCUGGGUGUGGUUGGCACUGAUGUUCCCCUCAUGGAGGUGAUGAAGCUGGCGCCGAGAUACAUACUGGGACCGCAUGGCUACGCCUUCCUCCUCAACAACAAUGGUUACAUCCUGGCUCAUCCUGACCUCCGACCUCUGUAUAAAGACGGUAAGAAGCUAAAGCCAAAGCCAAACUACAACAGUGUGGAUCUGUCAGAGGUGGAGUGGGAGGACACAGAGGAGAUGCUGAGGACACCUAUGGUGAACGGAGAGACAGGCAGCAUGACCCUGAACAUCAGAGCUUCUGUGGAUAAAGGGAAAAGACCAAUGUACCUCACCAACAACUACUUCUACACAGACAUUGCUGAAACGCCUUUCAGCUUUGGCCUGGUGCUGACCAAGGGUCACGGCAGUCUGAUGUUUACAGGAAAUGUAUCAGUGGAAGAAGGUCUGCAUGAUAUGACCUCCCCUGACCUAAGCCUCGCCUCUGAGUGGACUUACUGUGAGACAGACAUCGACCCAGAUCACCGAAAAUACACCCAGCAUCAAGCGGUCAUCAGAUACCUACAGGGGAAGGAGCCUGACCUGGAGUGUGAUGAAUUGUUGCUCCAGCAGAUAUUGUUUGACGCCGUGGUAACAGCCCCACUGGAGGCUUAUUGGAACUCAGUGAUGCUUAAUGACAGGGUGGAGCCGGGGGUCGAGACAGCUUUUCUUGGGACUCGCUCGGGCCUGAUGAGGUUAAUGAGAUAUGCAGGAACGGAGACCAGAGUGGCAAAAAAAUUCCUGACUCCAUUGGACAAAAACAACCUGUUCACCAUCGACCAUUUCCCCCUUUGGUAUCGCCUGGCCGUGGAAAACACUCCUGGGAGAUUUUUCUACUACGCUGUUAAUGACAAAGGAGUGAAGUAUGUUAUAGCAACAACAGCUGUCACCGUGUCAUCUGGAGACAAAAUGGCCAUGGCUGGAGCUAUCGGGGUACAGAUGUCCUUGGAUUGGCUGGAAAAAAGGUUCUGGGCCAUUGCCAAACAGCCCAGUGACACAGAUUGCUCAAAUGUUGAGGGGGUGUGUCCUUUGAGCUGUGAAAGUGAUGACCUGAGUUGCUACCUAGUCGACAACAAUGGCUUCAUUCUGCUGUCCAAAGAGAGGAAUGACGUUGGUCGUUUCUUUGGGGAGGUGGACGGGUCGGUCAUGGCUUCACUCAUCAAAAUGGGAAUGUUUAAAAAAGUGUCUCUGUUUGACUACCAGGCUAUGUGCAAGAACAGUCACCAUCAUGCCAGCAGUGCUCGACCUUUGCUUAGUCCGUUCUACAUGAUUUUGGCUUUGAUGAGAUGGCUCUUCUCCAACGCUUUGAUGUUUGUGCUGGACUUCAACUUCUGUGGUCUCUGGCACUCUGACUAUUUCGUAGAUGCCAAAGCCGGCUAUCACACAUCUCAUAAGCAAAAGAAAGUGGAUGCACUGCAGCCCUGCGACACUGCAUACCCCGGAUUCAUGUAUGACUCAUCGGUCAGGGAGGCUAACAGUCUCAUCAAGUGUGGACGCUGUCAGAAGAUGUUUGUGGUGCAGCAGGUUCCUGACAGUAACUUGGUUCUGGUUGUUACACAAGCCUCCUGUGACUGCUCCCGUCAGUUUGGACCCAUCCUGCUGCAGCCAAAGGAAAUUAAAUAUAACGCAACUGUGAAGUGCAACAGGAUGAAAUCUCAGAAGGUGCGAAGGCGUCCAGAGUCCUGCCACUCCUACCACCCAAAGGAGAAUGCUAAGGACUGUGGAGGAGCAUCUGCCAUCUCCAUGUCUCUUCGUCUCUUUGCUGCAUCUCUGCUUUUCUCGGUGCUCCUUCUCCAGUGGACAUAAAUCAGGGAAAAAAGAUCCCAUCCACCAGAAGACAAGAAAACAGUUUGAAACAAG
This is a messenger RNA of Poecilia latipinna (sailfin molly), 3099 nucleotides long. RefSeq names its product voltage-dependent calcium channel subunit alpha-2/delta-4-like. Bases 124 to 3045 code for a protein of 973 amino acids. The record is from RefSeq and is a predicted model, not a curated record. Gene Ontology annotation, molecular function: voltage-gated calcium channel activity. Gene Ontology annotation, cellular component: voltage-gated calcium channel complex. The transcript has 37 exons. NCBI's taxonomy places the organism in Eukaryota, Metazoa, Chordata, Actinopteri, Cyprinodontiformes, Poeciliidae.